This is a messenger RNA of Cryptosporidium muris RN66, 1710 nucleotides long. Its product is annotated as NAD kinase family protein. The record is from RefSeq and is a predicted model, not a curated record. Bases 1 to 1710 code for a protein of 569 amino acids. Gene Ontology annotation, molecular function: NAD+ kinase activity. Gene Ontology annotation, biological process: NADP+ biosynthetic process; NAD+ metabolic process. The transcript has a single exon. Lineage: Eukaryota; Apicomplexa; Conoidasida; Eucoccidiorida; Cryptosporidiidae.
AUGACUAACCGUCAUGACUUAAUAUUUGGUGAUAGUGUAUGCAGAUUUUCUAAAAGUCCCCAGAAUAUUUUAAUAAUUAAAAGACCGAAAUCUCCAAAUGCAACAUCUUUAGCUAUUGAAUUAGGGGAAUUUCUAUUCACAGUAUAUAAUGCAAUAUUAUAUUGUGAAGAGGAUGCUUUGGAUGAUUUGAAUAAAUAUAACUCCAGUUUUAAGUUUAUUUCAAUAACAGGGAUUAAAGAAGAUUUGGGUGAAGUUAUUGAUUUAGCAAUUUGCCUAGGAGGAGAUGGGACCUUAUUAUGGCUUUCUCACUUAUUCCAAACUUCUGUACCACCAGUAGUUAGUAUCGCAAUGGGAUCACUUGGAUAUAUGGCAUUGUUUCAUUAUACUAGAGCACAUGAUAUAAUUGAUCGUAUUAUGAAAAAAAGGACAUUUGCAGUCACUUUAAGAUCAAGACUUAGUUUGUACGCUUUGCUUGAAGAUGGAAAUAUUAACCACACUUCUUGUUUAAAUGAGUGUGUAUUUGAAAGAGGGAAUAGACACUGUUUAGUAUCAUUAGAUGUAUAUUGCUCUGGGUGCUACUUUACAAGAGUUUUUGCAGAUGGUCUUAUAUUGGCUACUCCUUCUGGCUCUACAGCUUAUUCUAUGUCUGCAGGAGGAAGUAUUGUACAUCCGAAAGUUCCAGGUAUACUCUUUACUCCAAUAUGUCCACAUACACUUUCGUUUAGGCCAGUUAUAUUACCAGAAUCUACUGAAUUACUUAUCCAUGUCCCAAAUAAUUCUAGAAAUGGUGUUCAGGUAGCUGCUGAUGGAAGAAGUGUUGUUGAACUUAAGACUGGAGAAUUUGCAGCAAUUAAGAUGUGUCCAUAUCCAUUACCCUUGGUCUUAUGCCCUCAAUUGUAUGAGCUACCAGCUAAAAAUAUGGAAUUUAAUUCUGAAACAAAAACUCGUAGAAGAUCUGUUGGUGAAGUUCCAAUUAGAAUAAUAAAUUCAAAAAGUGUUUCAAAUGAACUACUAAAUAAUUCCUAUAUAAAUAAACAGUUAGAAUUUGAUAAAUCGUUAUAUUACCCUAUAAAUGAAAAAAUUCCACCCUUAACUUUCGUUUGUCCAGUUUGUUGGAAAGAUUAUGAUUGUAUGUGCGGAUUAUCAGGAGUAAAUACGGUUUAUAUUGAAGGAAGUCAAACUUAUUAUAAAAGAGAUUACUGGCUAGAUUCACUAAAAAUAUCUUUAGAUUGGAAUUCCCAAAGAACAGUUCAAGCACCUAUGGAUUUGACAAGUGUUCAUUCGAAUAGUAAAACUUCAAAUUCUUAUGAACAAAAAAUAACAAAGUUUCACUCAUAUAAUUUUAAUUUUCCAUGCAAGGCUUUUUCGAAAUUAGAUAUAUCAGAAGAACAAAUGAUUCCCCAACAUGCUGCUUGUUUUUUAAGAAAGAUUAGGCAACUUAGCCAUUUAAAUAUUGAUGAUCAUUAUGGAAACUAUAUUGUAGAUCAUAAAGUAAGCUGCAUAAAUCCAUCUAAAAGUAGUUUCAAUGAAUAUAAUUGUGAUUAUAAGUCAUUCUGCAAAACUCAGACUGAUAAGUCAGUUCCAUUUUUAUCUACUAACACUGAAAAUAACUCGCAGUAUAGGAAAAGUAUUUCAAAAAAUAGAACUCCAUUUUUUACUCCAGUAAAAAUACCAGGUGUGAUUAUUUUGGAUAGAAAAGUGGAUGAAUAA